Molecule: messenger RNA, 983 nt
Organism: Thlaspi arvense
Lineage: Eukaryota; Viridiplantae; Streptophyta; Magnoliopsida; Brassicales; Brassicaceae
Source: the annotation of a GenBank genome assembly
GUCCACUACCAAGUACCAUUGUACCAAUUGCAUUUUUGAUAUUUGAAACCGGAGUUAACCGGAUCGGUUUAGCAGCAAGGCAUCAACAUGUCUCUUCGUCGCAACUGCGAAGACUUGGGAUCUGUUGAUGAGAAAGAGAGAGAUGGGUCGAGCGAGGUCGAAGAUGGAUGUACUAUCAGCGAAAAUGAUGGUGAUGAUUCUGAUGUUGACGUCGACGAUCUCAGCAAAAGAGCAGCUGAGCUCUAAAGAAUGCGAGGAUCUAGGUUUUACCGGUCUUGCUCUCUGCUCCGAUUGCCACUCCCUCUCUGAAUACGUCAAGGACCAAGAGUUGGUAUCUGACUGCUUGAAAUGUUGCGCCGAUGAUUCUGAGGAUUCCAUGAGCAAGAUUACCUAUUCAGGCGCUAUAUUAGAGGUGUGUAUGAGAAAGUUGGUUUUCUAUCCUGAGAUUGUUGGUUUUAUUGAGGAAGAGAAAGAAAAGUUCCCCAGCGUUAAAGUUCAGUACAUUUUCAACUCACCACCCAAGUUGAUCAUGCUGGAUGAAGAUGGUGAACACAAGGAAACUAUAAGAAUCGACAACUGGAAACGCGAACAUCUGCUACAGUAUAUGCGGGAGAAGGUCAAGCCUACUUCAGCAAGUUAGUUUAGUCACUGAUCACUAUGUAGGGCUGAAUACUUCUGCCACAGAUCACUAAGUCACCGAUCCACUCAGCAUCAGCAUCAGCAUCAGCGAUCUUAUAAUUAAAAAACAUUGUAAUCGACUUAUCUUUACUUUCUCCAAGCUAUUUCGUCCCUCAGCAUCAGCAGUCUGUAUGUUCUGAACCUCUUUGCAAUCUUGUUGUUAAUGUCUUCUAUCGAAUGUUCUUAUGAAAGAGUAAUGUGAAUUUUGUGCUCAGCCGUUUGAUAUUAUUACAAGCAAAAAUAACCCAUAUCACCACCUUUCUUGUGUUAUGCUAUUUUCCUUCAACAGUGAAUUAUAUCUUGCG